AUCGUUGAUUGCGAGUAGGACUAACAAUGUCGCCUGCUGAUCACCACAACGAAGGGUCGCAAGACCCCGUCCCAUCGGCCCCUCCAGAACAGCCACAACAACAACAGGGGGGAACUGCUGGAGUUGAUGCAUCCACUCAGAGCAGGUGUCCUCUGCUGCCGUUAAGUAACGCUCCUCAGCAGAUGGAAAUGAUCGACCCUCCGCGAGGCCCAUACUACAACACAGCAGUAGAGCAAGCAUUCACCAACAGUCCGUGGUCGGACGGUUUAUGCGACUGCUUCUCAGAUCAGAGCUCUUGCCUAUUAAUGGUACUCGUUCCACUCUGGCCAGUGUUGAUGCACCAAAUUCUCACCAGAGCUCAACCUCGUGACGAGCCGUAUCCUCUGGGGCUCCCCUCGCCAGCAGCGGUGUCCUGGGUGUAUGCUGUGGCGGUGAUUGCUGGUCUUCUGGACAUCCCUGGCCUCAACUUCGCAGGAUGGGUUGUAUCAGUCUAUCUCAUGUACGACGCCGCACGAACUGUGGUGCGGUUCUACAACAUUCAGGACCCGGAGAGAUCUACUCCAGUGUGGCUAGUUGUGAAGUCAUCAUUCUGUCAAUGUUGUCUUCUCGGGCAAGUGGCACGUCACGUGAAUCGAGCUACGGGUUUCGCUCAAUCUCAAGUGCUUAUCCACCAUGAUCUACCGCAACCCGAGGUUAAUAGGGAACCGCGUGAUUUGGAGAGAGCUGAAUAGAUAAUUUUGAGGGAUGCAAUAGAAAUUGUUCAUAUUUAAAUAUCAUGCUCACCCGUCGGUCCUCGCUAGCAUGCGAGUUCGUCUCAUCUUAGCUCAACUUUUCCAC
Molecule: messenger RNA, 837 nt
Organism: Perkinsus marinus ATCC 50983
Lineage: Eukaryota; Perkinsozoa; Perkinsida; Perkinsidae
Exons: 8
Coding region: 27-731 (234 amino acids)
Source: RefSeq, a predicted model, not a curated record